Molecule: messenger RNA, 1937 nt
Organism: Oncorhynchus nerka (sockeye salmon)
Lineage: Eukaryota; Metazoa; Chordata; Actinopteri; Salmoniformes; Salmonidae
Gene: arsb
Product: arylsulfatase B
Exons: 8
Coding region: 237-1829 (530 amino acids)
Source: RefSeq, a predicted model, not a curated record
GUUAAAAAUAUUCAACCUGGAAGACAGCGAAACAAUAUUGCGCGUGCAUUUCCUCAUCAACACAUCUUGUGAUUUGUUGCUUUUUUAAUUAAAUAAACUACAUUACCUUUCUGAAUCAUGCUUUCGACUGCCGUUCAGGCGUUGCAGAUACAGUAGAUCUGUACUGCUCUAGUACUUCCUUGUUUACAUGAAUAGUAUCAUUUCUUUCGAGGUCUUCGAUUUGAGGAAGGGGGACAAUGUUUCCUGUAACAUUGAGUUGUAUGAUUGCCACUGCAAUUAUCUUGCUGUCAUGCCCCCUGUUUUUAGAGGGUAAACAGCCGCCGCACAUAGUAUUCAUUCUAGCCGACGACUUCGGCUGGAACGAUGUUGGAUACCACGGUUCAGAGAUCAAGACGCCGAAUCUGGACAAACUGUCAGCUAAAGGUGUCCGGCUGGAAAAUUACUACGUUCAACCUUUAUGUACACCUUCCAGGAACCAAUUUAUGACCGGAAGAUAUCAGAUCCACACAGGCAUGCAGCACCAGAUCAUCUGGCCGUGCCAGCCCUACUGUGUCCCUCUGGAUGAGAAGCUGCUGCCACAGCUGAUGAGAGAGACAGGCUAUGCCACCCACAUGGUGGGAAAGUGGCACCUGGGCAUGUACCGCAAAGACUGCCUGCCAACACGCAGAGGGUUCGACUCCUAUUUCGGCUAUCUGACAGGCAGUGAGGACUACUUCAGUCACCAGCGCUGCAGUCAUGUCCCUCUCCUGAACGUGACCCGCUGUGCCCUGGACCUGAGAGAGGGGGAGGAGGUUGCUACGGGAUACACAGGGACCUACUCCACUCAGCUGUUUACUGACCGGGUUACCAGCAUCAUCGCUAAACACAACUCCAAAAAGCCCCUCUUCCUCUACGUGGCUCUUCAAGCGGUCCACGCCCCUCUACAAGUUCCAGAGCGCUACGUCGCCCCCUACAGUUUCAUAAAGGACCCGAACCGCAGGCUGUAUGCUGGUAUGGUGUCCGCUAUGGACGAGGCUGUGGGCAACAUUACGCUGGCACUGCAGGAGACCGGCCUCUGGGACAACACUGUACUGGUCUUCUCUACAGAUAACGGGGGUCAGACUCUGGCGGGGGGUUCUAACUGGCCUCUGAGAGGCAGGAAGUGGUCACUGUGGGAGGGUGGGGUUAGGGGCGUUGGCUUCGUGACUAGCCCUCUGCUGAAACAACCUGGGACCGUCAGCCGCCAACUCAUACACAUCUCUGAUUGGCUGCCGACACUGGUGGGCCUGGCCGGGGGCUCGACCGAUGGGACGAAGCCACUGGACGGCUAUAAUGUGUGGAACGCUAUCAGUAAAGGUCACGCUUCACCCAGACUGGAGCUGCUACACAACAUUGACCCUCUCUACGUUGACAUCGCUCCAUGUCCAGGCAGUGCUUCCCAGGGGUUGCCUGUCUCUAAUGCUCCAGUGAGGCGUGGAGGCUCCACCUCCAACCCUUGGUCCUGGUCCAACUCAGGCUUCAACGUGUCUAUCCACGCUGCCAUCCGCAGCAUGCAGUGGAAGCUGCUGACUGGCUACCCAGGCUGUGACCGAUGGUUCACCCGUCCAGGCUUGGAGAACAGUUCUGGAACCAACAGUUCUGCUUCUGUUAAUCCUCUGAAGCCUGUGAUGCUGUUUGAUGUGGAGGCGGACCCAGAAGAAAGGGAUGAGGUGUCUGACCAGCACCCCAACGUGGUGGACAACCUCCUCAGGAGACUAGGCCACUACUUGCAGAGGUCUCAGCCAAUCACCUUCCCUGAUGACGACCCCAGGUGUGACCCUGGCACUGGAGCCUGGGGGCCCUGGGAAUAGACACAAUGGUGGGGAUGACGAUGAAGGAGAAGUGUAAAGUGCCAGAUUCCAGCUAUGAAGAGACGUGAAGAGUAUUCAAGAUCUCAAUGAUCACUUUUCCUCCGGGAG